UUCUGUCUUCCUCGAAAAAAAUUGCAAUACGUCGCAACGAACACGGUAAAAGCGCAAAACUGCGCUCUAAAAUGAGUCUUAACAUAUCAAAAUUGUUUUCGCGAAAGAAAACCGGUACGGUUGACACGGUCGCUGAGAUUGGUUUGCCUACGAACGUUUCUCAUAAAUUUCAUGUGAGUAAAAAUGCCAAGACAGGACAAUUGGAGGGUCUUCCAGAGUCGUGGAUCCGUUUGCUCAAUACGCAAAUAUCGAAGUCGGAACAGGACGAACAUCCUGCCGCGGCUUUGCAAGCUAUUAAGUUUUACAAUUAUUCCAUCAAACGAAAACCAGAAGAAAAUGUAUUUAAACCUUUCGUUACGGAAGAUCUGAUCGAGGAAGAGUCACAAGAAAUUGAUAAAAUCUUGUCGAAGAAGUACCACUCUGAGGAUUCAGAUGAGUCAAGUUCUGCAAGCUCUACAGAUAGUCAAGUACAGAGGUUACCAGAACUUCCACCAAAAGUGAACAAGAUUCCAAAACCCACACCACGUAUGUGCCCUGAUAGAGUGGAGAAGACUCUUACUGAAAUUCUUGAAGAUUUAAACACAUACCACAUUGAAGAUGAUCAGUUGCCUGAAAAUGAAAAUGAACAGAUUAUGAUAGAUGAGAACUCUGUUUUACGAAGGAGAACAGAAUGUUCAGGGAUGAAACAUAGUGAAAGUUUUGAAGAACUUCGAGCUAUCUGUAAUAAGGGUGAUGCAAAUUUACGCUUUGAAAGAACUAGAGAGGUUGGAGCUGGUGGUUCAGGUACGGUAUUUAUAGCCACUGAUUCACAGACUAAACAAAAAGUUGCUAUAAAAGACAUAGAUUUACAGAAGCAACCAAAGAAAGAACUUAUAUUAACAGAAAUUAAAGUUCUCAGAGAAUUUCAACAUCCAAAUCUGGUUAAUUUUUUGGAUGCAUAUCUUGUAAAUGAUCACCUUUGGGUUGUUAUGGAAUUAUUACAAGGUGGACCACUUACUGAUGUUGUUACAGAAACUGUAAUGAAAGAGGUACAAAUUGCUGCAGUUUGUAGAGAAGUUCUGAAUGCAAUUAGUUUUCUACAUACAAGAGGAAUUAUUCAUAGAGAUAUCAAGUCGGAUAAUGUGCUUCUUGGAAUGAACGGUGCUGUGAAAGUUACAGAUUUUGGUUUUUGUGCUAAUAUUAUAGGUGAUGAAAAACGCCAAACUAUGGUUGGUACUCCAUAUUGGAUGGCACCAGAAGUAGUGACUAGAAAACAAUAUGGCAAAAAAGUGGACAUAUGGUCUUUAGGUAUUAUGGCUAUUGAAAUGAUAGAAGGUGAACCACCAUAUAUGAAAGAAUCACCAUUAAGAGCUUUAUAUUUAAUUGCUGCUAUUGGCAAGCCUUCUGUACCUCGAUGGGAUACAUUAAGUCCAAUAUUUCAGAAUUUCUUAGAAAGAUGUUUGGCAGUUGAAGUUGAUGAAAGGGCAACUGCUGAUGAAUUAUUGUGUCAUUCAUUUUUAGAUAAUUGUGCAGAAUUAACAAGUCUUAUACCACUGAUAAGAACUGCACAGCGAGUUCUUCAUAAAGUGUAUAAUUGA
Messenger RNA from Habropoda laboriosa, 1577 nucleotides. RefSeq names its product serine/threonine-protein kinase PAK 1 (gene Pak3). The record is from RefSeq and is a predicted model, not a curated record. Gene Ontology annotation, molecular function: protein serine/threonine kinase activity; ATP binding. The transcript has a single exon. NCBI's taxonomy places the organism in Eukaryota, Metazoa, Arthropoda, Insecta, Hymenoptera, Apidae. The coding region runs from base 72 to 1577 and encodes 501 amino acids. Gene Ontology annotation, cellular component: cytoplasm. Gene Ontology annotation, biological process: regulation of axonogenesis; regulation of MAPK cascade; intracellular signal transduction.